This is a messenger RNA of Metarhizium robertsii ARSEF 23, 1056 nucleotides long. RefSeq names its product G-protein coupled receptor protein. The transcript has 2 exons. The record is from RefSeq and is a predicted model, not a curated record. Lineage: Eukaryota; Fungi; Ascomycota; Sordariomycetes; Hypocreales; Clavicipitaceae. Bases 1 to 1056 code for a protein of 351 amino acids.
AUGGAGCAAGUCCACCAACAGCCGGCGAGCCACGUGCUCGAGACGCCGCUAUGGAUGAUGAUUGUCCGGGGCCUCCAGUUCCUCGUUUCGCUCAUCAUCCUCGGCCUGGCGGGCGCCUUGAUGCACGACCUGUACCUGGACGAGUUUGGGCUGUCUGUCGCUACUGUAAGUCGUCGUUCCCCCCUGAGUCCUCACGCAGCCGGGAAAAGCGAAGCGCAAUCUGACCGCCGUCCCUUGCAGGCCAUCCUCACCUGGUGUAUUCUCUUCUACGCCGUGUUUACGGAAAAGAUCCCCCCGUGGCGGACGGCGUACCACGUCCUGGCCGUGACGGUGCUCGACGGCUUCCUCGUCGUCAUGUGGCUGGCUACGUUUGCCGCCGUGGCCGCCCGCCGCGCCACCUUCAAAUUCAACGUGCAGGUCGGCGGGUGCGUCGACGACGGCAGCAUCAUCGGCAGCAAGACCUGCUUCACGAGGCGCCAGCUGGAGCGGAGGGACAUUCUGUUCAAGAGCGGCGGGGAGAUGAUGAGCUCCAUUGCCGGGCUGGGCGCCCUCCUGUGGCUCAUGUCUAUCGCCACGUUUGUGUGGACCAUUGUCAUGUUCCUCCGCGGGCGCAAGGAAGGCCGCUUCCCCAUUGUCGGCGGCGCCAGCGGCUCCAACAACUACCAGAUGGAACCCAAGGCUGAGCAGGGAGCUUCCGUGAUGCAGCCGCAGCCGCAGCCGCAGCAGCAGCAAUACCAACCGUACCAGCAGCCCGUCCAGCCGCAGCAGACGGGCCAACACGAGCAGUCUCUGAGCCAGAACCCGACGCCGGCGCCGUACCAGCCUGCCCAGAGCCCGUACCAGCAGCAGCCGCCGUACCAGCCUCCCCAGGACGCGCAGCAGUAUGCUCAGUACGGCCAGCAGUAUCCGUCGUACCAGCAGCAUGUCCAGCAGGGGAGCGAGCUGUCGGCCACGCCGCUGCCGCAGCAGCCGUACUCUCCGUCUCCGGUGACGAGCUCGCCGCCUCCUCAGCAGGAGCAGCAGUAUUACCACCAGCCGCAACAGCAUCCGAAGUAG